This is a messenger RNA of Impatiens glandulifera, 1832 nucleotides long. Its product is annotated as putative E3 ubiquitin-protein ligase RING1a. The transcript is spliced from 11 exons. The record is from RefSeq and is a predicted model, not a curated record. The coding region runs from base 117 to 1832 and encodes 571 amino acids. NCBI's taxonomy places the organism in Eukaryota, Viridiplantae, Streptophyta, Magnoliopsida, Ericales, Balsaminaceae.
ACUUGGAUCUCCUUUUGUUCCUUCUUCAUCGCAAGAACAGAUCGAUAGAGAGAAUCAGCUCUCGAUCGAUUUCAUUCUCUAUUCAGUAAGAGGAUAUAGAAAGAAGAGUAGCGUCAAUGUCAGUACAGAAACGUCAUUCUUCUUCCUCCGAGGAACUCCAUGACGAGGACUCCUCUCGUCCGCAGCAGAGCAUUCGCGAGAAAUCUCAACGAGACAGAGGAACUGAGGAAAAAGAACUGAAAGAUGAGGUGUCGUCGUCAGAAGGAGAAGAUUCCGACGGUAACCGCUCAUCCGACGACGAUCUAACAAGACUAUCUGAAUGGAUUCCUGCUGACCUUCUUGCACUUCGUAGCUAUGUUCAAUGUCCAAUAUGUCUAGGUAUUAUUAAGAAAACACGAACUGUGAUGGAAUGCCUACACAGAUUUUGCAGGGAGUGCAUCGAUAAGUCAAUGCGUAUGGGUAACAAUGAGUGUCCUGCUUGCCGCACACAUUGUGCAAGUCGACGUUCUUUGAGAGACGAUCCAAGAUUUGAUGCAAUGAUUGCGGUUUUAUAUCAUGAUAUUAAGAAGUAUGAGGAAGAGGAAUUGGCUUUUCAUGAUGAAGAGAAGACUCGCAAUAAACAGAUUCAAGAGUCAAUUGCUCAAACUUUCCAGCGACAAGCAGAAGCACUUGCGGCUAAACGCAACAAACCUGGUAAAGAUGUUACCACAAUCGCUCCAAGGUUGCAACACAAUUAUCGCCAUUCUUACUCGAGAAGAAGACGAAAUAGGCAUGGUACAGAGCACGAAGGAUCUGAUGAAAAUGAGGAAGAAAAUAACCAUGAUGGGAACAAGAACUCAUCAUCAGCUGAUGAGCGGGGAAGAGAAACUAAACGAAGAAGAUGCAAGAGAAGGAUUGGUGCUCAGCCUCUGAAUUCUGAUAGUGGAUGCAUUGACAAUGACAUGGAAGUAGGCAGAGAAAGCAAAGGAGUUUCUUCCCCUCCUUUCCUAAGUAGCGAAAUACUUGGUUGUUGGGGUGCAGCUGGUGCUCGAAGCAGAAGUAUCCGUACUUCCCGCUUAACAAAGCUGAAAGGAUAUCUCGAAAAUUCUAAACAAAAUGGUGAUAAGUUGAAUGUUCAUAUUAUUCUUAUUUCAUUGGACACAAAACAAAUGCCAUGUCUGAAGCAACCAUAUCUGUAUUGUCCACCCAGCUUUUUGGUUGAACACCUUAAUGAUUAUGUUGCACGAGAUACAAAAUUGCAAGCUGAAGAUGUUGAAAUCCUCCUGGUGAAGAAGUCCAUCAGUAAGGAGGAUAGUCUCGAUCUUUCAAUGUCGAUUGAAAACAUUUCUGCAACAUCGGAGUUGCUUGAUUUAUGUGAAGUUGGACUGCAGCCUUUACAAGGAAAAGAAACGAUAGGAGAAUUGAGAAUCAAGACUAGCUCAGAUAUUAUGAGUCAUCUGAAUGAAAACAAAGAUGAAGAGGCUGCAGCAGUUGUUGAUAAGAAUGCUGAGUUGGGAAAGAAAGAAUUGGCCACGAAGAAGAAGAUGAAGGUGGUUUUGGCCAAAAAUAGGUUGCAGCAGUUGGGCAAGAAAAGGAAGAUGAAUGAAGAGACUGACAUGAGAAAGAUGAAUGAUGAAGAGGCUGACAUGGGAAAGAAGAAUGAUGAAGAGGGACAAAGUUUUCGGAGAAAGAAGAGGUCCACACAAUUGGGGAACUAUACAGAUCCUAAUGGAAAAUCCUUUAAACUCAUUGAUCCAGUAACUGUAAAUCCUCUUUUAGAUUAUGAUAGUGAACUGUUUGAUGAUUUGAAACAAUGGCUGAAGCUGGAGGAUGAAGACAAGAUAAUAAUAUAA